UUUCGUGCGACAAAAAAAUAAUCCUUUACGAUUAGUCCGUUCGUAUUGUGACGGAAGCUUUCAAAGUUGUUGUAAUGUGGACACGCUGACCUGCCAUGCUGUCCGUUGUUGGUGUUUUGCAUGAUCUCCGAGGCUGGACUGUUUUGCGUUGUAGCCACCUGAUAGCGCCGAGGAUUAUGUCGUAAGACGUUGGUUGCCCUAGCCGUGACAGCUCUAUGCCCGCCUUGUUGUCCUCCUUUUUCGUGGCAGACCACAUCUGUCGGGUCACCGUAGUACCGUCUUUACGAAAGCGUCUCGUUGUUUGCUUUUGCCCUUCUUUUUCUUUCCUGCGCUAACGGAAUGGUGAAGGUCCUUCUAAACUAACAGACGUACCUCUAUGCAUAUUUAGCAACAGCGUUUGAAGUAUUCUUCUGUGUUGUUUCUUUUAAAGUGUGGACAUGCUAGCUGAAGCAAAUAUUACGUGUCCAUUCAUCGAAUACGCACUAAAAGGUUGAAAUUUUGCCGUAUGUUACCCAUCGCCCAAAAAAUGCACCAUGCUUAUAAAUUUCACAGUGCAGUACCGGUGAAGGUUCUCCAUGACCAUAUCACUACCGCUCCGUAGUGUCCAACAGCCAUUUUCAAAGAAAUUUUAUAAAUUAUGACUUUCCAAAUAUAAAUAAAAACAAAUAAAAGAUGUAUUCAUUUCGUAUACAUGAAUUUUUCCCCUAGAUAUUUACUCGUUUCUUUACGCUUUAUUUUUUUCAAUUUAUGACAAUAAUAUACGUGUAGAAAACUAGAGCUAUUAUAAAACUAUGUUAUUAGGCGUAACAAAUGCAGCUUGAGUAUAACUAACAAUAGUGAUAACAGCAAUCAAACCAACUUUGACCAAAGCCCCAGUAAUACGACAUGUAUCACUUCAGUGCCAUGUUUGGAUCGUUCUCAAACAAAAAACAUUGGUUACACAUGAAAUGGUCGCUUUUAUGAAUGAUCUAUUUAUUAAAAUCAUUUAUCAGUGCAAUCUUGGAAUGAAAUCGACUUCGCUAUAGCAUUCUUCGUAUGAAUCAUCUGUUCAAUAUAAUAGCACAGCUUUAAGUAAAAAAAAAACCAGCCAAAUUUAUAUCUUCUCACCAACAUUAUAUAUAUAUAUAUAUAUAUGACGCACACUCUAAAAAGGAGAACAACCCUUUUGACUGUGGUUGGUGAUGUGUUGUCAUGCUCAGAUAUAUCUGUGGCUAGUGAAAUCCAAAAUAGAGAUUUGUUAGGGAUCACGAGCAUUUGUCGGAAGUAGCUGGCAUCUUUACCAAGCUUUUGAUUGGAUUAUGAUUGAAUUCGAGACCACAAUAAGCUUCGCCAUGACGAAACGACAGCACUCACUCAUACGCUUAGCUUUUUACUGUAUGAAUAUGUAAGAUGAAUCGAAGUUUUUCGUCCCGUAAUCGUCAGGACCCCCAUGUCUUCACAAACACUCAUUAAAUUUACUACGAGAGCAUUCUGCGAAUAUUUAACCCAUUUUUGUAGAAUGAUAUCAAUCUAUAGUCGCCCAAAAGGCCAUUCACCCUUACCCGAGUACAGUUCUUCUUAAAUUUUAGAGAUCUUUCUCUUAAUGCUUUCUUUUAAAUGCUUUACACCAGUUAUAUAAGUCGACGCUAAUGCUAGAGAGGAAGCUACUUCAAAUUUCAGUGAAACGGGAAUGGCCCCCGAAGUGAGUGGCCUUCGUGCCUAUGGAUCGAGUCGAAUUUCUACAGACGACGACACAGGAAUGAUUGAGUUGCCAGCGGACACCGUCGUCACCGUCGAGGUCUUCGGAAGCAGCUUCAGCAAUUCAACCAUUUUAGCGUUUACUCAUGUCGCAGCCGAUCGCGGCGUGUCGUGCGCCGAUAUGGCCUUGUCCCAGGUAAUCAACUUCAAUUCUCCAACGGUCCAGCUGGAUGGAAACGUUGCCGUUCUUCGAAUGCAAUUUCCCGCUUCGCCAGCCGAUACACAGAUCUACCUCUGCGUGAAGUACAUGACUGAGAAUGGAGAGCACACUGGGUGGAUUCAUCAAGGCUCGGCACGAUGCGUCACAUUUCGAUCGGUGGGUCGACUACUUCCGAUUUGGGUACAGGCCUGUAUCGUUAUUACGCUCCUUAUACUUUCCGGCCUCUUCUCCGGCCUUAAUCUUGGUCUCAUGUCGCUCGACAACACAGAGCUCAAGGUCAUUGAGUCUUGUGGCACCCCAUCAGAACAGAAGUGCGCAAAGGCGAUUGCCCCAUUACGCAAGAACGGAAAUUAUCUACUUUGCUCGUUACUACUUGGAAACGUUCUUGUUAACAGUACGCUGACAAUCCUGUUAGAUGACCUUACUUCAGGCUUGAUCGCAAUCUUGGGCUCGACGAUGGCUAUCGUCGUUUUUGGAGAAAUCAUUCCGCAGGCGAUCUGUUCCCGCCAUGGCCUUGAAGUUGGAGCACGCACUCUUAUUAUUACGAAAAUCUUCAUGGUACUGACAUUUCUUGCGUCAUACCCCAUCUCACGAGCAUUAGAUUAUGUACUCGGUGAGGAAAUUGGCCAUGUUUACGAUCGAGAAAAACUCAUCCAGUACAUCAAACUUACAAUGGAUUACACACAGCUGGCAAAUGAAGAGGUAAAUAUAAUCUCGGGAGCGCUAGAGCUGAAAACAAAACAAGCGGGACAUAUUAUGACGCGUAUCGACGACGUCUUCAUGCUGCCAUACAACACCGUUCUCGACUUCGAGACCGUCUCAAACAUCAUCCGACAAGGCUAUACCCGUAUACCCAUUUACGAGGGCAACCGAGAUACUAUCGUCGGUUUGCUCAAUAUCAAAGAUCUAGCAUUCAUUGAUCCGGGAGAUGCAUUCCCAUUGAAGACAGUAUGUGACUUUUAUAAGCACCCGCUCACGUACUGCUUUGAGGACCAGUGCUUGGAUGAGCUGUUGGACGAGUUCAAGAAGGGCAAAAGUCAUAUGUCGAUUGUGCAAUCUAUCCGUAUGGGAGAGGGCGCCGACCCCGUUUAUUCCGUAGUUGGUAUUGUCACCUUAGAGGACGUCAUUGAGGAGAUCCUAAAAAUCGAGAUCGUCGAUGAAACCGAUGUUCUCACGGAUAAUCGUGAACGCAAGAAGCGUAAAGAAGUACAACUCUCCAAGCAGGACUUUACUGACUUUGCGAAAAUUAACGCCAGAAGUGUUAUUCCAGCUCCACUAGCGCUUGCUACCUUCCAGUUUCUCUCAACGGCUGUUGAGCCGUUUAAGCGAGAGUAUGUCUCGGAAAAUGUCCUUCGGCGUCUGAUGGUGCAGAACAUCUUCAUCCACAUUAAAGCGGAUGAGCUGGCGGACGAUUCGAGAAAGUUUAUCUACCGGGCGGGUAAAGCGACCGAUUAUUUCGCUCUUCUACUCGAAGGCCGCGCUAAAGUGACUCUCCACACAAGCGCUAACGAGGAGCUUCAGCACGAAGCAGGACCGUUUUCCUAUUUUGGAGUGCCUGCGAUAUUUCUUUUGCCUGUAGCUGGUCAGGCCGGUGAGGGCAAAUUUCCGGGGACAGCGGAUAACAGCGCCUCACAGUUGUCACUUGCGUCGCCGGCGAGUGAAUGCAUACAUUUAGCAGAACGCGCCUUUACGCCCGACUAUUCGGUCGAGGCGGUUACGAACGUGCUUUACAUGCGUGUCCACCGCAGCGUCUAUGCGGCCGCGUACAAGACGUCCCGACUUGAUCGGUCUAACCGAUCAACCGCUGCUAGCCUCGAGACGGAGUGGGCUAACGUGCUAAAUGCUCUCAACACCAGUAAUCGCCACCGGAAUACGACAGGCGGCGGUGGUCCUACGGCCAGCGUGAACCAUAAUGUAGGACACGUUGGUCAGGCGGCCACGACGACAACAGCAGCACCGGCCGAGGCGUUUUCCGCACACGGAUCGCUGACCUGCGGCAACAACACAUCAACACCAACGACACCAGCGGCGACGACCGCCAAGGCUGGAUUGACCUCAGGGGCCGGUAAGUGCCACAUUUCGGCUACACCCCCAACAUCGCCAAGGGCGCGAACUUCGAACUUGGAAGCACUUCACGAAAAGUCGACUGAAGAUAAUGAUCAUGGCACUGGCCACCAUCAGCAACAGCAGCAGAAGUACGAUUGUGCACCAGGUGGUGGCUGCAUGGACAGAGAUAGUGAUUCAGGCAAAGGCACGGCCAAGGACAAGGACAUGAGUGAAAAAGCACCCCUGUUAGCUGCUGCAUACUCGGCUAAUGCUCCCCCCGCUAAUUUCGGAUUCAGAAGUAGCACAUACGGAGGGCUAGGAGAGUUGCGGCUGGAGCAACUCGGAGCAAAGCGGCACUCAUCGUCUGUUAUGACGCAGAUGAGCGGAGGCAUCGUUCCCCAAAAGCACACCCAACAACACGCAUACAACAACAACAACAACAACAACAACAACAGCAACAGCAACAACAACAACAACAACAACAACACAGCAGGCACGCCUUGUUUGAGUUCAGCGAGUUUUUCGGGACCUCCAGUGCUAGCAGCUCCGCUUACACGGAGUUCCGAUGCCUCGAUCGCCUCGAUACCGUUACAUGAACUACACACCACUAUGGCUGUACAGCCAUCUAGCACUACCCAACAACAAGUUAUAAGAUCUCCGGAAUCGAAUAAAUCGGUAAUAAUCGAUGUCGUCGGCAGUGCUGCCGGUACCGCAGCCAAAGGACAAGGCCUACCGUUAAGUACGGGCACCGGCAACGGUAGUAAGGGAGCCAGGCCGCCCGCAGGCCUUCCCGGCCUAUCGGCGGUCACUUCUUCAUCUGCAAAUAACAGCAGGGCCUCAUCUGGACAACAGCCACAACAGUAUCUUCCACCAGGCUCAGGCACAGCUCGUGAACCAUUAGAGCCUCGCGAUGUAAACGAAAGAACCCUUCUGCUAAGCGGACACACUUCGAGCAGCAGCAGCAGCAGCAAUGAACAUGGCGUGCAUCAGCAGCCGCCCACUAGUUGAUAAACACAUACACCGCAUAUAUAUCAUCACGCAGACCGAUGGUGAAAACGAAACAGCUACUGUUAUGACGCAAUUAGCCCGAACGGAUAGUCAACCGCCUUAAUUUACUCGGAAGAAAGAACUACGUCCUUGGCAUUCAAUCUGUUAUGUACCCGAACUAAUUCUAAUGGGCAAUACUAGUAACAUUGAUAGAAGUUGCUUUUAGCGAUAGAAGUCGCAGUUGCUAGGUGCUCUUACCAGCGGCCCUGCCAGUUCAAAUGCCAUCAAAGAAAGAUUUCCCAAAAAAGGGAGUAAAAUCGAAUGGCAGAGGUUUUCACUGAACUGAGACGCUCCGCUGAGCUAAAAUCGGACCGCGUCUGAAUAGAUUACGCGCUAUGUAUCUGUUUGCGAUCGUGUGAAAGUAAACAACAGUAGCCAGAUCAUUCGCAAAUGGUUCUCAAACGGGAGUGAAUUUCUACACAAAACUAAUUCCUUCCAGCAUAAUGUAGAAGAAGUAAUAGUAAUAGCCACACUGGUCGUCUUAAGCUCCAGCUCGUGUAUAGUAAUUGAUAACACAGCAUUAUAAUAACAGAUAGUUGCUCUGCUAAAAUUCUUACAUUUCCUUAUUUAUCUGUCCUAUCUAUAAAUGAGAACGUCAAUAAAGUAUCAGCUAACAUAAAGACACAAAUCGAAAAAGAAAUGCAGUGCACGCGACAGGAUGAUGACAUUUUAACAUAGGAAAACAAGUGAGAAAUUCGUCUGCGAGAGCAACGAAAGAAUAAUAUAAUAGUAGUAAUUAGAAACGGCUAACGGGAGCAGGCGCGCGCGCGCGCGCGCGCGCGCGAGAGAGAGAAAAAGAACGAAAGAGUGAGAGGUAGGCCAGACGACGUUAAUUCAGGUUUCGUUGUUAAUUUGGUAAUAAUUUUAAUAAUGAUCAUCGUCAUCAUCACCAUCAUAAUGUAAACUAGGGUCAUUUAAACUUCAUUCGCCGCCGCCGCCGCCGCCGCCGCCGCCGCUCAUUUUUAUAGUCGAAGUGAUAAAAGUAAGCAGCGAGCACAAAUGACAAAUAAGAACGAUUACUUAUUUUUUGAGUCAGUUUCCUUUGCUCAAAUUUUGUGCUUGCGGAUAUAAUGUUAUGUUUAUUUAGUAACUAAUCCGUGCUAAUGGUAGUAUCGCUUUCAUUUAGCCCAAUAUUUACGAAAAAUUAAUUCUCAUUAAGAAGUCGUAGUUUCGUUAAAUUCAGCAAAAAAACUGUUGUUGCGUUGACCAUGAACCAUGCAAAAGUGCUUAGGAUGGUGUUUACGAUAACAAAAUACAGGACCUUGGUCUUGAGUGGCUUAACAGAAGGUGGCAACUGCAAAAACUUACAAAAUGUACCAAAGUCAACUCGCUGUAUGAGCGUAACUUAUAUAUACUCAUAUACGUUUCGAUAGUGUUCUUUUUAUUUCUAGAUAUUAUACAAAGAUGAAGCUAUAAUUCGUAAAGUAUAUAAGCACCAUUUUUUAUGAUGUCAUUAUCUGCAGUAACCAUUUCUGUAUUAUGAGAUAAAUAAGAAUAUUUUCAACGAUGUAGUUUGCUC
Molecule: messenger RNA, 6509 nt
Organism: Varroa destructor (honeybee mite)
Lineage: Eukaryota; Metazoa; Arthropoda; Arachnida; Mesostigmata; Varroidae
Product: metal transporter CNNM4-like
Biological process (GO): magnesium ion homeostasis; transport
Cellular component (GO): plasma membrane
Molecular function (GO): transmembrane transporter activity
Source: RefSeq, a predicted model, not a curated record